CUGACUGGAAAGUUUACCUCUCCGGUACCACAGGCAAAGGAAAGUUUUUACAAGGCCUCAGGCACUCCCCGCGCUGCGUCCCGCCACCCCCACCCCGAGGGUGAGCAAGUGCUCACACCCAGGCGCCGCAGGGGAGGAGUCGACCCGCGUCCCUCCCCCCUUUCCCGGGACCUGUCGCCUUCAUUCCCUCCCCUCUCCCGGGACCUGUCGCCUUCAUUCCCUCCCUUCUCCCGGGACCUGUCGCCUUCAUUCCCUCCCCUCUCCCGGGACCUGUCGUCUUCAUUCCCUAGGGGACCAAGGCCGGAGCUGAGCCCCGGGGUGCAGCCGCGCGCCCGCCGCCGCCGCCGUCCUCAUGGUUUCGGUGACCAGAGCCGUGUUUGGAGAGCUGCCGUCGGGGGAAGGGAUAGUGGAGAAGUUCCAGCUCCGGUCGGACCAGCUGAGUGUGGACGUCCUCUCCUGGGGCUGCGCGAUCUCUGCCCUGCGCGCCAGGGACAGGCAGGGGGAAGCCUCCGACGUGGUGCUCGGCUUCGCCGACUUGGAAGGCUAUCUUCAGAAGCAACCCUACUUUGGAGCAGUGGUUGGGAGGGUAGCCAACCGAAUUGCCAAAGGAAGAUUCACAGUGGAUGGGAAGGAGUACCACCUGCCCAUCAACAGAGAGCCCAACAGUCUCCAUGGAGGUUUCAGAGGGUUUGAUAAGGUCCUCUGGACCCCUCAGGUGUUGUCCAAUGGCAUCCAGUUUUCUCGAGUCAGUCCAGACGGUGAGGAAGGCUACCCCGGAGAGCUGAAAGUCUGGGUGACGUAUACCCUGGAUGGUGGAGAGCUUGUAAUCAACUACAGAGCACAGGCUAGCCAGACCACACCAGUUAAUCUGACCAACCAUUCUUACUUCAACCUAGCAGGCCAGGGCUCCCCAGAUAUAUAUGACCAUGAAGUCACCAUAGCAGCCGAGGCCUAUUUGCCUGUGGAUGAGACUCUGAUUCCUACAGGAGUCAUUGCUCCAGUGGAAGGAACCGCAUUUGACCUGAGAAAGCCAGUGGAGCUUGGAAAACACCUGCAGGAUCAUCACCUCCAUGGUUUCGACCACAAUUUCUGUCUGACGGGAUCGAAAGAAAAGCAUUUCUGUGCACGGGUGCGCCAUGCUGGAAGUGGGCGGGUCCUGGAAGUAUACACCACCCAACCUGGCGUCCAGUUUUACACGGGCAACUUCCUGGAUGGCACUCUGAGGGGCAAGGGUGGAGCAGUCUACCCCAAGCACUCUGGCUUCUGCCUCGAGACUCAGAACUGGCCUGAUGCAGUCAAUCAGCCCCGGUUCCCUCCGGUGCUGCUGCAGCCUGAGGAGGAGUACAACCACACCACUUGGCUCAAGUUCUCUGUUGCUUAAAGAAGACUGAAGAUGUGGCCUGGCCCCCACUAGCCUGCCUGGAGAAGACCUAGAAGCACUAAAACUGCAGCUGUUAUAAUCAGCUUGAAUGCUGAUCUCCUUUUCCAGCAGCUGGCUUCUGGCCAUGUCUGAUAACCAGCUCUGUUCUCUAUCCAGGUCAGAGGACAAAUUAACUCUACCCCAGUGCCAUCCUCUAAGGCCUGACCCUAGUCAGGAGUGGUCCUCAGGACUCUAACCCUGUAUAGAUAGGUGCCAUCUCGUCUAUUUUCUUCAAGACUUCCUUUCUUUGAUGGAACUCUUCUUCUGUCUCCUCUUUUACCUCAGACUCCCUCCAGAAAUUAGUAUAACAGUUUUAACCUAAACCUGAGUUCAAGCUAUGAGAAUUCAAGUCUCCUCUGUACCUCUCUCUACCUCAGUCUGCCUAGACAUUCCUAGGGUCACUGAAGGACAGGCUGGGGUUUGGAGCCUGCUCCGUCAGAGCCUUUGUUCUUGGAUGUACUUUAGGGGCAUCAAAGGUGUUUCAGCAGUGAACACACACUGCUCUUGCAGAGGACCAGUAUGGUUCCCAGCACCCAUAACAGGCUCACAGCUGCCUGUAAUGCUAGCUCUAGGGGAUUGAGUGCCCUCUCUUGGCCUACAUGAGUACCCACACUCAUGUGCACAUACAUCACCUAUACACAAUUUUUAAAAAAUCUUAAAAAUUAAAUUCACUUUAGAAACACUAGAAUAAGUUGAACUAUCUUAAGUACCCACACUCAUGUGCACAUAUAUCACAUAUGCACAAUUUUAAAGUCUUAAAAAUAAAAAAAAAUCACUUUAGAAGCACUAGAGUAAAUUGAACUAACUUUAUGGUAUGACUUAAACCAUAAUCUCUAAAUAUCCAGAAGACUUCAGAUGUCCCUGCCUCUGAGGUCAGCUAGAAGCCAGCUGAGGUGUAAAAGGCUGCGCAGACACAGAAGGCAGGAGACGAAUGUGAGCACCUCACACCGCAGUGCCUAGAGGACGACGCUGCACGAGAAGCAGACGCUGCUAGGGAAGAGAUGCAUGGAGGCCAUGGGCUUAGUGUAGGCUGCUGAUUUCGAAAAAGAAACAGUUUGUUAUCAUCUGCUACAGUCAGUUGAAAUAAAACCAAAAUUUCACUUU
This is a messenger RNA of Mesocricetus auratus (golden hamster), 2524 nucleotides long. It is a transcript of the gene Galm, whose product is annotated as galactose mutarotase. The transcript is spliced from 7 exons. Gene Ontology annotation, molecular function: aldose 1-epimerase activity; carbohydrate binding. Lineage: Eukaryota; Metazoa; Chordata; Mammalia; Rodentia; Cricetidae. The coding region runs from base 353 to 1381 and encodes 342 amino acids. The record is from RefSeq and is a predicted model, not a curated record. Gene Ontology annotation, biological process: glucose metabolic process; beta-D-galactose catabolic process via UDP-galactose, Leloir pathway.